AUGUCACUCUGCAGCAUCUGUAACAAUCUUCAAGUCGAUGCUACAACAAACGAAUCACCUGAUGAGACGAAUUGGCCCGGCCCUGAUCGGGUCAAGACGUUUGAAUUGUAUGUUCCCAUGCAAGAAUGGCGUGAGUCGGCCGACGGAGGAUGCCCAACUUGCCGCUUGGUUUGGCACGCCUUACUCUACUUCCACGGCGAAUUGGCCUUGGAGCUUGCAGGGACGACCGUUGAUGAGGACGAAUCCGUGAAUAUCAGCCUCAGCGGCAUCCUCGGGGAGACGUUGCUGCUGUCAUUAUACCCGCUCCCCAAGGAGAAGCACUUCCCAGGACUGGAGUUCUUCACGUACAGCAGCCAGGCAACGUCUUGGCCGAUUAUCGGUCCGGCGGGAGACAUUGCGCCGUCUCUUGACCUCGAGCGCUGCCUCGAGCUUUGCAAACGCUGGAUUACUGCAUGCGAACAGGAGCAUCCUCAAUGCCAGUCAGACUGCGUGCAACCCCUUCCAACACGAGUUCUGGACCUUGGACAACCUGGCCGACCUGUCAAUGUACGUCUGUACGAGCCUCUUCGGAGCUCAAAGGCGUGUUACAUUGCUCUCAGCUACUAUUGGGGCAAAGUUCUCAAUCUGACAACCACAAGUUCAAACUUCGCGCAGCGGAAAGCUGGCAUCCCUUGGGACGGCCUCUCGGAAUCGUUGCGGCAUGCUAUCCUGAUACGUCGUAGUCUCGGGGUGCGCUACAUGUGGAUCGACGCCCUUUGCAUUAUCCAGGACUCGCCGUCAGACUGGGAGAAGGAGGCGGCGCGCAUGGCCGAUGUGUAUGAGAAUGCCUUCUUGACCAUCGCCACCGAUGCGGCUCGGGACCCAACCUGGGGCAUCCUCACCCCUCGGCAUCUGGAAAAGAUCUCUGCGCAAGACGCUACCGCCAAACCGGACAAGCCUCGAGGGAGGCGCAACUAUGAUGUGCUGAGUGUACCGGUCAAAGACGACACGGGAGCGGAAUGUAUCAUCCAAACGCUCUUCUGCGAAUGCGAUUGCAUUGAGCGCGAGUUUCAUGGACUAGAUGGGCACAAUGGUCCCAAAGUCUCGUAUGAGAGAGCCAUGGCUCGGCAACGACAAGAUCGCGAGGACAUGUCUAGACGAGAGGACAGCGACCGCGAUCUCGACCUAGCCAACCGCCCACGGAUGCUGGAAACGAUCAAGACUUGGGCGUUGAUCAUUGGUGGGUACACCGGGCGCGACCUGACGUUCGUUACGGACAAACUACCCGCCAUUGCAGGCCUGGCGCGGCGGUAUGCGGCGCAACGCGCAUUCCAACGGCGCUUCGCGCAGCGCGCGGCCGAGUACUGCGCGCCGACGUGGUCGUGGGCGUCUCUUACCACGCCUGUCAUCUGGGACUAUAGCCUCUACGACGCAGCCGCCCAGGUGGAGGUUCUCGACGCAACGACGAUCCCCCAGGGUCUGGACGGCUUUGGAAGGGUGAAGGGAGGCAGCCUCACAUUGACCGGAUACGUAAAGCGAGCAACACUGGACUUUGACGCCGGCACCAACACUGUCGUCGGCCUGAGCAACGGAAACGGUGACCGAAUCUUCUUUGUGCCGGACCAGAAUCCGCCCGACAACAACACGGGUGCCGACGGCCACGAUAUGUCGAGAGAUCCCGUGUCCAAGUCCGCUCAGCGAAGUGUAUCCUCCAUGAGCCACGGCGACGCCGUCGCGUGUCUGUGGGUGCUCCACAACGUGGCGACGGGGGCCGUUUAUGGACUCGUGCUUGCGGCGCCGGGGAAGACGUCCAUCGAGCGCUCAUUGCGCGAUCAUGCGGCGUCGGGGGCGGAGUUCGCUGCAUUCGAGCGCAUCGGCCUGAUUACCAGCAUGUCCCGGAAGUAUCAGAAAGACGAGAUAUCGGCACUAUCGUGGUUUUCGGGCGCGGAGAAGCAAGCCGUGACCAUUCUCUAA
This is a messenger RNA of Colletotrichum aenigma, 1953 nucleotides long. RefSeq lists its product as uncharacterized. The record is from RefSeq and is a predicted model, not a curated record. The coding region runs from base 1 to 1953 and encodes 650 amino acids. NCBI's taxonomy places the organism in Eukaryota, Fungi, Ascomycota, Sordariomycetes, Glomerellales, Glomerellaceae. The transcript is spliced from 4 exons.